Messenger RNA from Penicillium cosmopolitanum, 1917 nucleotides. Its product is annotated as aldehyde dehydrogenase family protein. NCBI's taxonomy places the organism in Eukaryota, Fungi, Ascomycota, Eurotiomycetes, Eurotiales, Aspergillaceae. The coding region runs from base 1 to 1917 and encodes 638 amino acids. The transcript has 2 exons. The record is from RefSeq and is a predicted model, not a curated record. Gene Ontology annotation, molecular function: aldehyde dehydrogenase (NAD+) activity.
AUGGAUUGCCUCAGAUCGCAUCUCCCGCAAUCCCUGCAAUCCCUCCUGGACUCCUGCGACUCCUCCUAUGCCGAACAUGCCCCAUUCGCCGCUGUCGCCUUGACCUCCCUACUCGCCGUCUACGUGGGGGUGCUCUACAUUCGAUGCCAGCGCGAGGCUGCUGUGCCCUUUAACGUGCCUCUGCCCAAGGAGGUGCGCGACUCAUCCACUGGAAUCAAGUGGGAGGAUGUCAAGGGACGAGAGAAGCAGAUCCUGGAGGACCAGGUUCGAGGAAAAUGGGAUGAAAACUUGAUCAUGAGCUACUGCCCCGCCGACGGUCGAGUCCUCGGCAAUGGCAUCAAACCCGCAACAAUCGCCGACGUCGACGCCGCCGUGCACGCCGCGAAAGCCGCCCAAAAAGAAUGGUCCCAAACAACCUUCAGCGAACGCAGAAAGGUCCUCCGCACUCUACUCAAAUACGUCCUCGACCACCAAGACGACAUCGUGACAGCCUGCUGUCUAGACUCAGGCAAGACCAAAGUCGACGCGUGUUUCGGCGAAAUCCUCGUCACGGCCGAAAAGCUGAAAUGGACACUCGACCACGGCGAAAAGGCCCUCCUCCCCUCUCGCCGCCCAACAAACUUCCUCAUGAUGUACAAAAAGAACUGCGUCAUCUACGAACCCCUCGGCGUUGUCGCCGCAGCCGUCUCAUGGAACUACCCAUUCCACAACUUCAUCGGACCCGUCAUCAGCGCCCUCUUCACCGGAAACGCCAUCAUCGUCAAACCCUCCGAACAAACCGCCUGGUCCUCAGCAUACUUCCUAGAAAUCGCCCGCAGCGCCCUCCUAGCCUGCGGCCACUCACCGAACCUCGUCCAAACAACAAUCUGUCUCCCCAAAGUCGCAGACCAUCUAACCUCACACCCGGACAUCGCCCAUCUAACCUUCAUCGGCUCCCGACCCGUCGCGCACAAAGUCUGCGCAUCAGCUUCUAAAUCCCUAACACCCGUCUGCGUCGAACUAGGCGGCAAAGACCCCGCCAUAGUCCUAGAAGACCCCACAACCCUCCGCAAUCUACCCGCCAUAUCCUCAAUCCUAAUGCGCGGCGUCUUCCAAUCCGCCGGCCAAAACUGCGUAGGCGCAGAACGAAUCAUCGCCCUACCAUCCUCCUACGAAAAACUCAUCGCACUAGUUGAGCCGCGCAUUAAGAAUCUCCGUCUCGGCUCAAUUACUCUAGACACGGACCCCAAUACAUCCUCAUGCCCUGAUCUCGGCGCUAUGAUUUCCCCGGCUUCGUUCGAUACACUUGAAUCUCUUAUUGCGGAAGCAGUCGAUCAAGGAGCUAGACUUCUCGCCGGUGGAAAACGAUUCGAUCAUCAGACUCAUGUUCGUGGUCAUUACUUCAUGCCUACUUUGUUGGUUGAUGUUACUCGAGACAUGCGAAUUGCGCAAGAAGAACUUUUCGCCCCGAUAUUCCUAGUCAUGCGCGCUGAGUCGGUUAGUGAUGCUAUCGCGCUAGCGAAUUCAACCGUCUACGCCCUCGGCGCUAGUGUGUUCGGAUACCAGAGUGACCAGGUGCAGGCUGUUGUGCGUGGUGUCGAGGCCGGUAUGGUCUCUGUGAAUGAUUUUGGCGCUUAUUAUGCUGUUCAGUUACCCUUUGGUGGGGUUAAGGGGUCUGGGUAUGGACGGUUUGCGGGCGAGGAGGGAUUGAGAGGCCUUUGUAAUUUGAAGGCUGUUUGUGUGGAUCGUUUCCCGAGGCUCGUUGGGACGGCGAUUCCGCCGAGGGUGGAUUAUCCUAUUCAGAAGACGGUUGGUGUUGCGGGGGCGAGGGAUGGGGGGAAGGCGUGGGAGAUGUGUAAGGGGGUUGUUGAGACGGGGUAUCAGAUUACUGUUGUUGGUUGGGGGAGGGGUUUAGUUAGGUUGUUGGGGAAUAUGUGA